UGUCAGUCCCAUCUACGCAAGUGAAUGUCGACCUCAACCUAGUUUUUUGCUGAGUCGUGUUGCUUGCACGUCGCCAGCGACAACAUCAGUAAUAUCUUUCGAUACUUCUCCCCUUCGCGUCGCACUCUGCUCGAACCUCAACCGCCCUUUUGACGGCAAGCAGUCGAGAUGCGUACUCGCUCACAGCAAGCGUCGCCUGGCGGCUUUGUUUCUCUCGAUACAGAGGGGGCUUCUCGUCGUACUCGGUCCACCAGGAGCACUUCCCAGCAGCCUUCUGAAUCACAGCCUGCUACUCGGUCAACCAGGAAUACUUCCCAGCAACCUUCUGAAUCUUCACAACCUGCCGCGCAGCAAACCACAACACGUGCAAAAGCUGGGCGUUCUACUAAGAAGGCUGCCCCCAAAAAGACCCCCCAAACCACUAAAUCGAAACGCAAGCGCACUACGAAAAGUACUUCCAGCAAGGCGGAGCAGCAAACUUCUGCUGAUGAGCAUGAAUCACAACACAACGAAACGGAAAAGCCCGCCGAGCCCACGCCGGAAACUACGCAGGUACCUGACCCGGAUACCCAACAGGAUGCCCCCGAGGUAGUCGAAUCGACAGGCUCAGGUAGUGCCCCCCUGGGGGAACCAAGUUCAUCUGGCCUCAACAGGAAGCGACCCCAUAUCGAAACCAGCGACGACGAUCGCAGUGCCCCUGAAACGCCAACCGCAAACAAGCGCCGAAACUUGGGCCCCCCGGGUAGCACGCCUCAUACCCGUCGACUCACUCCCCUUUCUCGUCGGCUGACUACGAACGCCGCGCCCUACUCGGAGAGACUUCUACGCCGGAAAGUGGAAAGAGACGGACGGAUUCACAAGACCUUGUUUCGCGUCCCACAGCUCAUAGCCCAGAGAGAGGCUGACCGCCGGGCCGCGGAAAUGCUUCCUCUGAACCGUUUCCCUGAAGUUUCCCAAGCAAGCAUCGCAUACGAAGCGGAACAGCUCGAGACAGACUCCCAGCAUCCCGAGAACGAACCAGCGGCGCCCGAACCUCCGGCCACCCCCGAAAGGCAACAGGGUUGGAACAUCCGCGGAUUGCUCAGCUCCGUGCCUCGCACUUUCUCCCGCUUCAUACCAGGACUCGGUCGGUCCCCCGAGAGGCAAGAACCAGUACCACCCCAGCCGUCCUCUGAGCGCAUAGUUCGCACCCAGCCCCUUGAGUCCGUUCCCUCUGUACCCACUCCCGAGGUUCAUUCUCGCCGUCGUCUGAGUGAGCAAUCGACGAGCGAAGGGCGGCCAGCGAAGCGGCCACGCAAUCUGUCUUACUCUCUUUUCCCGGCCCCCAUGGACAAGUCGCUUUAUCUUGGAGAUAUCAGUAAGACUCCUAAGACUACUCCAGCUCCACCUCUGCCAGAAGGCCAGCCUACGGAAGGACAGCCGACAGACAAGUCGAUCCCCAAGGAGUCAGUCCCGAAGGAGUUAGAGCCCCAGGAGUUAGUGCCCCAGGAAUUAGCCACACCAAGACAUCAGGACCUUGAGAGAUCACCCCAAAAGGUCGACGAGACGACCAAAAAGAAGCGCAAGCGUUCACCUUCACCAGAUGUCAUUCCAAACCCAAAGGGGUGUAGCUACGGGAUGGAUAUGGAUUACUUCUGUUACAGUUCUGACAGUGAAGAUGAGACGAAUUCGACCUCUGAGCCGACAGUGCCUCAGACCGAACCAAGACAGUUGGGCAGACUGAGCAAAGGGAUCGUCCGCAAUGCCAUUGGUUCGGAACACCACCCUUCGAAAAAGGUCAGAUUCGACGCGAGCCCAGAGGACACACCUUCAAAACUUAGAUCGCGAGCUCGCGCGACUGAUCCUUACCGUGGAAAACAGUUUAUUGGAAUGGGCGGUGCAUCCGCCUCUCCCGAAGUGUCACCCACCCCUGCCUCUCACGUCGAUACCAUUUAUGAGCCACGGCAACGUCCAGGCUUCGUCCCUAAUUUGCAGGGCACAUUCCAGCUUGAUUAUGAUGCGUUUUCAGACGACAGUGAUUCGAGCGGGCCAGACUCCCCCAUGAGCCUCCCGGCUCCCAGUCCACUGUCAGCUGGACCCAGCCCCGUGAAGGCUAGUGGUCAGCCCGAAAGUGUGCAAUCCCCUGCUCGUCAAGCUCCCCGCCCGACACCCGCAGCUCCGUCGACUCCUGCAGGCCCGUCAACCCCCGCCAAAGUCGACGAGGAAGCUCUUGCAAGAGUCCGUUCUCGAGCAGAGAAAUACAAGCCCAAAACGCCCAGUGGCCUCCGUACCACCAGUCGUUAUUCGAGCCCUAUGACUGCUCCCACCCCCGACGCCCUUGCCAACAGAGAAGAAGUUGUAGCCGAUGCGUUCGGAGAUGAUGACUUCGCUCGUGACGCUCAGUGGCUCUUGGAGAAGUGUCCCUCCGGCGACCUCCGAAACCUUGUUUGGCCGCAAAGACAAAGCCUAGUCGACAGCAUUGGUACCCAACCCGAGUCUCUCGAUGUUCUCUCUAGCAUCUGGGAUGAUGCCGAAGUCGACAGAGCUUACCUUGUUUUCAGCGCCAGCCUGGAGGCGUUCGAGGAAUCCAAGGCACGAAAUGUUGAAUGAGAUGUUGUGUUUUUUGUGUGGAAAGUUAGUUGCGUUAGUUGCGUUAGUUGCGUUUGUUGCGUCUGUUAUGUUCAUUCUGUGAUCUCCUUGCGUGCCAUCUUAUUUUCACUACUUUGUGGCCCUUCCACUUGACCCCCUUCUGCAUGGGAGUGUGUGGCGGUGGAAAGAGGCCCAA
Molecule: messenger RNA, 2764 nt
Organism: Aspergillus campestris IBT 28561
Lineage: Eukaryota; Fungi; Ascomycota; Eurotiomycetes; Eurotiales; Aspergillaceae
Exons: 5
Coding region: 169-2589 (806 amino acids)
Source: RefSeq, a predicted model, not a curated record